AUGCGGUGGUUUCCGUCCCUCUUGCUGUUCGGCUUCUUGGCCGCUGUCAAUGCAUUGAGCAGCUCGGGGAACCGAUUGCUUGUGGUUUUGGAGGAUGCUGCAGAGAAGGGACUAUAUUCGACGCUUUGGGGAGACUUGGAAUCUCGCGGGUAUAACCUCAUCUUCGAAUCGCCCAAGAGUGAGCAGCUUUCCUUGUUCGAGCUCGGAGAGAGGGCGUACGACCAUGUCCUCCUUCUCCCUCCCAAAUCGAAAGGUUUCGGACCUUCGCUAAGCCCUAAGAACCUCGUCGACUUCCUCAACAGCGACGGAAACGUCCUUCUCGCUCUCUCCGGAAAGUCCACGACUCCCAGCGCUAUCAGUUCUCUUCUUCUAGAGUUCGACCUCCACCUUUCUACCGACCGAUCUUCCAUCGCAGUUGACCACUUCAACUACGACACCCUUUCCGCUUCCGAAAAGCACGAUAUCCUCCUCCUCGAGCGCCCCGGCAAGGUCAGACCAGACACCAAGGCUUUCUUCUCGGGCGAAGGUGUUAUUGCGGUUCCCAGUGCCAGCCCUCACACACUCGGCGACAACUCGCUCCUUGCGCCUAUUCUGCGUGCCCCCACCACAGCCUACAGUUACAACCCCAAGGAGGACGCCGGUGCAGUUGAAGAUGUCUUCGCUACUGGCUCUCAGCUGGCUCUAGCAUCAGCCAUGCAAGCCAGGAACUCUGCCCGCUUUACUCUGCUUGGCUCUGUCGAGAGUCUCCAGGACAAGUGGUUCUCCGCUACCGUCCAAGCACCUGGUGGUAAAGAGGUCGAGACCGCCAACCGCGAGUUCGCUAAGCAAUUGACCGGGUGGACAUUCAAGGAGACCGGUGUUCUCAAGGUUGGAAAGAUCGAGCACCACCUCGCCAAGGGCGACCUCACACCCGAGGACCUGAACCCAAGCAUCUACCGCAUCAAGAACGAAACGGUCUUCUCUAUCGAAAUCUCCGAAUAUAACUACGACGGCUACGUUCCAUUCGAGAUCCCCGCCAACGACAACCUCCAGCUCGAAUUUACCAUGCUCUCACCCUUCCACCGCCUCAACCUCGCGCCCACCGCAAAAACCCCCAACAGCACCAUCUUCAGCACCCAGUUCACCGUCCCCGACCAACACGGCAUCUUCUCCUUCCGCGUCAACUACAAGCGCCCCUUCCUCACCAGCAUUGAGGAGAAGCACGAGGUCACCGUCCGCCACUAUGCGCACAACGAGUAUCCCCGCAGCUGGAAGAUUACUGGCGGCUGGGUCUGGAUUGCUGGUCUCUGGUCUGUCAUUGCGGGAUUUCUCGCGUUCGUCGUUGUUUGGCUUUAUUCGGAGCCGGCGACUGCGGCGAAGGCGAAGAGUAAGAAGACGCAGUAG
Molecule: messenger RNA, 1383 nt
Organism: Aspergillus mulundensis
Lineage: Eukaryota; Fungi; Ascomycota; Eurotiomycetes; Eurotiales; Aspergillaceae
Product: dolichyl-diphosphooligosaccharide-protein glycotransferase
Exons: 4
Coding region: 1-1383 (460 amino acids)
Cellular component (GO): oligosaccharyltransferase complex; endoplasmic reticulum membrane
Source: RefSeq, a predicted model, not a curated record